Messenger RNA from Brachypodium distachyon (stiff brome), 1096 nucleotides. Its product is annotated as FHA domain-containing protein FHA2. The transcript has 3 exons. Gene Ontology annotation, cellular component: nucleus. The record is from RefSeq and is a predicted model, not a curated record. Gene Ontology annotation, molecular function: protein binding; sequence-specific DNA binding. Bases 64 to 975 code for a protein of 303 amino acids. Lineage: Eukaryota; Viridiplantae; Streptophyta; Magnoliopsida; Poales; Poaceae. Gene Ontology annotation, biological process: regulation of ribosomal protein gene transcription by RNA polymerase II.
AAUCACACCAAAUUGCCCUAAUUCAAUCGAACGGUCGGAAUCUAUCUAUUAUCGACUCUCCCAAUGGGGAACUCCCGGCGCCCGGCGGCGCCGGCGUCCGACCUUGAGGUGGGCUUCGCGAAGCUCCAGGGCGAGGACUUCGAGUACUACAUGCAGACCUAUUCCAUCGUCCUUGGCCGCCAGAGCCGCAAGAAGCUCCAGCACGGCGAAGACCCCGCCGCCGCCGCCCCGGACGACGUCGACGUGGACCUCGGCAUCCUCGGCGGCGGCAUGAACGUCUCUCGUCGCCACGCGCGCAUAUUCUACGACUUCGCGCGCCGCCGCUUCGCGCUGGAGGUGCUAGGCAAGAACGGCUGCCUCGUCGAGGGCGUCCUCCACGUGCCUGGCUCGGCACCCGUCAAGCUCGACUCCCAGGACCUCCUCCAGAUGGGCGACGCGCAGUUCUAUUUCCUCCUCCCCUCCCGCUCCGUCUUCCACACGGAUGCCGCGCCCCGCGCCUCCGUCCCGCGAGCUCUACCGCCUCCUCCCUCUGACGAAGAGGAAGAACUAGAAGAGGCGGUUCCGGCAGCGAAACGUCCGUGUAGCCGAGACGCCGGGGGACCAGCUGCUAGAAGACGAGAUGCAGGAUCAAAGGGAUACAGGGAAGCAGAUAACCAACAACUGUUGCAGUUGGAAGAGAAAGAUGUUAUCUCUUCAGCUGCUACUAUUUUAUCUGAUCUCUGCGGGCCUCAGGAAUGGGUGCCUAUGAACAAGCUUCAUGCAGUGAUGUUUGACAAGUAUGGCAACUUAUGGCACCACAAUAAGGUUCGGAAAUAUUUGACGUCAGAGGACUGGCCCGAGGGUGAAACUGAAGGUAGACCCUGGCAUGGACUUUCAGUGCUACUAAGGAAGUACCCUGAGCACUUUGUGAUCAACAUAAGGAAAGCAGAGAGACAGUGCACCGAGUUUGUCUCUUUGCUUUCGCUGCAACCAUGAAAAGUUUCUAAACGAUUUCUCCUCAUGUGUACAGCUUGGAGCUUUUUUUGUUUUGUUUUCCUUCUACUGUAAACAAUGACAUCUGGUUCACCGCAGAAAUGGAUUUGCCUGUUAUGGUCUA